UUUCAGAAUCUCUCUCUCUCUCUCUCUCUGAUCUCUUAUCUAGACACACUAUACUAGACAGUGUUGCACUGUCAGUCUCAUGUGCACAAUCCUCAGCAGAACCUUCAUCAACCACUAAUCCCAUUUCUCCAAUCCUCUCUCUCUUACUUCAAUUAUUCAUUGCAGCUGCUAAUCUCACUCUCCUCCACACGCAGAAUGCACAUUGCUCAUAAUCGAAGUACAUCUUCCAGUUAACUGAGUUUUCAGUUCCUUUAGAGAUGAGGAGAGAAAAAACCUGUUGCAUGCAGAAAAAUGCAUUGUUGAGAUAUUCCUAAUGGUCCCUUUACUUGGUUUUUAACCAGCUUCAGUGAAGUACUAAGAAUGAUAAGCUUAAAGAACAUGUCAUCAUCAUCCUGGCUGGUUUUGCAGUUAUGGGUUAUUUUGCUCUUCGGUUUGGGAGCUGUGCGUGGUGAUUCAGAGGUUGCUGUCAAGUUGCAAAAGACUCCUCAUGCAGUAUCUAAAAGGGAUUAUGCAACAUUUCGUUUUGAAGUCGUGGUGAAUGGAGAAAGUUGCAGAGAAUGUAUUACAAACUGCAAGCUGGAUGAUGGAUUAGCUACAGUCUGUGAGAAUAGAAGUGUAUCUUAUGCACAGCUGCAGGAUGGAAAUCACACUUUUGAGGUCUGCACCAAUGCGUCUCAAGGAGUUGGCUGCACUAGCUAUAAUUGGAGUGUUGACACUAUUCCUCCAACAGCCUUUGUAACAGCAUCAACAAACUUCACAAAUGCAUCAAAAGUUCUUGUAUAUGUAUCUUUCAGCGAACCCUGUUUUGACGGAGGUGGUUUCCAGUGUUCUUCUCCUGAUGCCUGCAAUCUUCUUGUUUAUGGUGCUGGCCAGGUUGUGCCAAACACGCUUAAUGUCAUUGAACCAAACCUCAAAUUUUCACUUACUGUGAGUUUGUCCACAAGUGUUCAAUAUGGAAGGGUGGUAGUGGUGAUGGACAAAAAUUUUUGUACAGACUCUGCAGGAAACAGUUUUACAAGGACAGGAAAUUCAAGUUUAUAUAUUCAUUUUGAUAGAAGAAGUGUAUUCGCCAACUUAAGGACUCAUAUACCUGCAAAGGUACUUCAGAUUAACAGGGAGGCUAGAACAGUGCUGGCAACAAAUAAGACCAAGAACCUAAAGUUGUAUUUGUACUUUACCGAACCUGUUCUCAACUCGUCAGCUGAAAUUAUGAAGACUGUAAAUACAAGUCUGGGUUCACUUCUUCCUAUUAGAGGCAAUGAUCUUGGGAAACGUAGAUUUGGCUUUCAGGUCAAAGAUAUACCUGACAUGGCUAUAAUCACAGUUAGCUUUGAUUCAAACCAAAUUCUUAGUAGACAGGGGACAUCUGUUUCUCCCAUGGCUCCAGUAACUUUCCUUUAUGACUCUCUGAGGCCUACUGUCAGGUUAAGUACAACUUCUCAUACGAGGACAAAAGAUGAGAGUAUUCCAGUACUCAUCAAGUUCAUGAAGCCUGUUUUUGGCUUUAAUUCUUCUCAUAUAUCCAUCUCUGGAGGACAUUUGGAGAGCUUUCAGAAAUUGAGCAGAAGUACAUAUACCAUGGAUGUACAAGCAGACGACGGUAGCAUAUCCAUCAGUAUUCCAGAAAAUAUAACUGAGGAUGUUGCUGGAAACAGAAACCUAGGUUCGAAUAUACUGCACGUGAGACAUUACUCUGUAUCUGUUGUUUCUCUGGUGCUUUCCUCCUUCAUAACAGCUGCAUUUGCAGUUACAUCUUUAGUAGCAGGCUUUCUGACUAUUUCAACUGCAAGCCUCCAAUCAGUUGGAGCUUUCAAAAGGCCAACUCCUCUUUUGACAUCUGAACCCACAAGAAGCCUUUUUAGAAUGGCAAGCCACAUUCAGGUCUAUGCACUGUCUAGGUGGUUAGCAGUUUCCUUGCCUGUCGAGUAUUCUGAAUUUGCAAGAGGUUUACAAUGGAGUAUUCCCUAUUUUAGACUCCCAUGGGAAACAUUGAAAUUUUCACCGAACAUGGGGGGUACAAAUUCCCCGACGAAUCCAUAUUCUUUUACUUCUAAACUUCACUAUCUGGGCAUUGCUAUGGAUUUGACAUCUGAAGAGCAAAAUUUUCUCAAAGCUCCAAAAGUGUAUGGGUUGCCACUCUCUCCUAUGGAAUACAGAACAUUCUUUGAGGGCCAAAGUAUGAUUCCUGAAGCAGAGCAUAUUGUGAAUCCUCAAACUGCACAUGGGUGGAGAGAUUUCAAAAGAAGCAUGUUCUGGUUAGCAGUAAUCUAUGGCAGUCUAAUGUUGUUGCAUACAUUACUCUUUUCAAUUCUAUGGUUAAGAAAGAAGAAUACCGAAAAAAAUAGAAGCUACGGGGCAUUGAUAUUCCCACGCUUUGAGAUCUUUCUUCUAAUUCUUGCACUGCCUUGUAUUUGUGAGGCUUCAGCAGCUUUGCUUAAAGGAGGAGCAUCUUCUGGGAUGGUUGUGGGCAUUUUGCUAUUAGCUGUAGUAUUUUUUCUGCUGCUGGCCUUGCUUUUGUUCCUAUCCGUGGGAAUUACACUUGGAAAGCUACUUCAAUACAAGGAGGUGCAUCAAGAGGGAGAGGCUAUUCACUGGUACCAAGAGAUUAUCCGAGUAACGCUAGGCCCUGGUAAAAGAGGCCAGUGGACUUGGAAGAACGAUUCAAAAUCUACAUGUCUAACAAUCUUAGGACCUCUGUUUGAGGAUCUACGAGGUCCCCCUAAGUACAUGCUAUCUCAGAUUACAGGUGGAAAUGUCCAAAAGCAACGCGACAGAAUUAUUGCCUCAGAUGAUGAGACAGAAGAUGCAGAAGCACCUUUUAUACAGAAAGUAUUUGGAAUUCUGCGUAUAUACUACACAUUGCUUGAAGUGGCCAAACGUGUUGUUCUGGGGAUUGUUGCUGGUGCAUAUUCAGAAAACUGGGCUUCAAGAACUCCCACGAUUACCUUACUUUGCAUAACCUCUUUUCAACUCUUUUUCAUGGUGCUUAAGAAACCUUUCAUCAAGAAAAAGGUCCAGUUGGUUGAGAUCAUCUCAGUUUCCUGUGAAUUUGGCAUUUUUGCUACCUGUUUGGUGCUCUUAUAUAAAGGAUUUUCAGCCAAGGAUGAGACAAAAAUUGGGAUCUUCAUGCUCUCACUCUUCUUGUUGGCAUUCUUAGCCCAACUGAUCAAUCAAAGUUACGCAUUAUAUAGGCAGGCAAAGAAACUUGACCCUGCUGGGAACUUCUUGACUGGCUUGAAAAUCGCUUUGAUUGGUUUUCUUCUGCUCUUCAUUCCUCAAAGAUGGAUAAAAAACCUGGAAAGUAAGUUCCCUUUGUAUAAUACUGCUGAAGGUGAAGGGACUACUACUUCUUCAGGUGACAGGAGAUCCAGUAGCAGAAGUUCCGAUGAAAGACCAUGGCUGAGGCAACUAAGAGAACUAGCUAGGUCCAGCUUUAGCAAAGAAAGGGCUGCAACUCCAACUGAUCCUUCUACAAGUCAAGGCAGAUGGAGUGGAUUUUGGAAUCUUAAGAGGAGUGGAAGCCCUUCAAUGACUUCAUCAUCAGAUUUUAAGGCAAAAUCAAGACUGUCAAAAGAUUUAGAAUCCAUCUUUUCAUCUAAAUGACCACACUAACACAAAUCUUGUCAUUAGCUUUCUUGACCAUUCCUGAUCUCUCGAAUGCUGAGGAUUAGCCUACCUUCUGAAUUUUUGAGAAUUUCCAGUGUUACUUAAUUUGGAAUUUCUUGAUGGUUUCAGAGCUUAUAUAGCUAGAAGAAUAUAUAAAUCUUCUGGCAGUGAGAUUAAUAAUGUAGAGGCCUAAGUUGUACAUCGCCAAACAGUGGCUGAAUGCAGAAGCUGUGUGGAGGUUCAUUGACAUGGGUUAAAGGACAUGAAGGAUUAUGCAUUACUUGCUUAGUGUAAUGAGAUAAUAGUGGUCCUGCAUACAGAUAUACAAUGUAAACCAUCCAUUUGUACUCAAUUCAAGAAAACAAAGCACUGGCUCUUCCAUUUGCAGAAAA
Molecule: messenger RNA, 3998 nt
Organism: Coffea eugenioides
Lineage: Eukaryota; Viridiplantae; Streptophyta; Magnoliopsida; Gentianales; Rubiaceae
Exons: 13
Coding region: 361-3603 (1080 amino acids)
Source: RefSeq, a predicted model, not a curated record